GAAUAUGUCAUCACCACUGCACUUCCAUUCAUUCAUUGGUACUAGCACACAUUCAUGAAAUUACAAAAAUGCAUGUUGGUUUUGCUGCUUCGCUAUAUCACAAACAUAACACUGACGUCUCACCAUAUUGGUCGGGGAACUGAAACCCCGAAGUCACGGUACUGCUGUACUUACAAAUUAUGGGUCACAUCUGCCACAUCCAAUGUGGACGACACCUUUCCGUUUUUGCAGCCAACCCACAUCCCCCGCCUCCUCACACAGUAACAGCCACAGUGCUGCUUGUCGCUUUUGGGCUUAUUUCGCAGUGACAUUGGGGAGAGCAGAGUGCGCUGACCCGCUGCACCCUCCUGGACUCCAUAAAUGCUGGUGACCACUCCGCUGCGGGCGUCAUGACAGCGGUGUCCUGUCCCAGCAAGAUGGCCCCAAUCAAAGCCCUCACCAUGAAGGACUACGAAAAUCAAAUCACCGCGUUCAAGAAGGAGAACUUCAACCUGAAACUGCGCAUUUACUUCCUGGAGGAGCGCAUGCAGCAGAAAUGCGACGGCUCCACAGAGGACAUCUUCAAAACGAACAUCGAGUUGAAAGUGGAACUGGAGUCUCUGAAAAGAGACUUGGCAGAGAAGCAGGAGCUGCUCGUGUCCGCGUCCAAAGCGUUGGAGAGUCUGGCCGGUCGAGAGACGGGAGAGCCGCAGCGCAUCAGAGAGCAAGCGCAGCGAGACAUGGACGCGCUCCGAAACUCGCUCAACCAGAGGAUCUCCGAACUGGAAGAAUGUCUGCGAACGGCCGAAGAUGAGGUGGAGAAGAUGGCGGCCAUCGCUGAGCAAGAGAAGCUGAAGAACAUCAACAUGGAGAAGCAGCUCCAGUUCGCGGGACUGCCCGACCCCCCCUCGCCCGCGCAAGACCUGCAGCUGGCCCUGCAGGAGAAGGACGACAUCAUCGAGCAGCUGAAGAUGACAUUGACCAACCGGGAAGCGGCGCUCCGUCAAAGCAACGACAGGCACAGAGAGAUGGACGCGCUGUCAAACGGGCGAGUCAAACAGCUGACGGAGGAACUUGAGGCCCUGAAGGAGCAACUCCUCAAAGAAAAGGACCAAAUGAAACCUGACAACCAGAGCGAGCUUCACCGACUGGAGUCCGUCAACAAGCGGCUGACCGAAGAGCUCACCCAGGCAAGAAGCGCCCAUGAAAACCUGACAAAGACACUGGAAGAAAGUCAGAGCCAAGCCAAGACGCUGUCGGGAAGGCUGGACGAGAGCGAGAAUGAACUCCAAGCGGAGAAGAAAAACGGGCUCAAGCGAGACAAAACCAUCCAAGGGCUCACGCAGGUCCUCAGGGAAAAAGACAAAGAGAUUGCAGAGUUGUGCCAUGAGAUCGAGGACCGGGACGAUGCCCUCGCCAAAGCCAGGGAAACGGCGCACAAGGCCCAGAUGCAAAAAUAUCAGGGAGCGGAAGAGCACCAAAGUCUCUUGACGGCCAAGCAAACGGAGCUGAUCCAACUCCAAGGCGAGCACCACGCCAAGGUGAUGGAAGCCCAGAAGCUGCAGCGGGCCCUGGACAGGAGGGAGCAGGAGCUGGCUGACUUGCAGCAGGCCAAGGAGCAGCUGGAGGUGGAGCUGGAAGACCUGCAGCAGCAGAAGAAGAAGGGAGACAAAGCCUUGAAUGAUCUCAACAACCAAGUGAAAAAGCUAAGCGGCGAGAUCGAGGAGAAGGAGCGUUCUCUGGAGCGGCAGUACCAGGAGCUGUUGGAGCAAACCAAAAGAAAAGUGCACGCCCACGAAGUCACCAUCCAGCGGCUAACGUCCACCUUGGCCGAUAAAGAGCAGCAGUUACAGGAGUACCUAAACACGGUCAAAGAUUUGGAGCAAAACGAGAGUCCAGCGGGGAACGACGGCAUGCUCGCCAAGCUGUGCCGAAGGCUGAAAGAAAAGGAAAAGGCGCUGGAGCAAGCGCUGGAUGAGAGAUUUGCAGCCAUGGAAGAGAAAGACAACGAAAUCCACCAGCUGCAGCUGUCGCUCAGGGAGAAGGAUCGAGACCUGCAGAGGCUCAAGAACUCUCUGUCGCACAACGAAGAAACGAUUAACAAUUUUGACAGCCUGAUCAAGGAGAAGGACGUGGAACUGCAGCACCUCGCAAACACGCUAAAGAACCUGCAGAGGGCCAAGCAAGACAUGGAGGACAACCUGAACAGAUCGCUGAGAGAGAAAGACUCCCUCAUCAGCCAGCUGCAGCUCUCCCUCGACGGCAAAACCAAAGAUUUGGAGGAAUUGUCCGAGUCGGUGCUGAGCCAGUCGCAAAGUCACGCCCGCGACUUGGCCGAGCAGCUGGGCCAGAGGUUAAAGGUGAACGAGGCGAUGCUGGCCGAGGCGGUGAAAGCCAGGGAAAGGCUCGUGGCCGACAACGAGGGCGCCGUGCAAGGACUGCUGGCAACCGUUCGGAGCAAGGACCAACUCAUCAAGGAGUCCGCCGAGCACUACAAUCGCAUGCUGUCCGAGCGUUCCCAGGAGAUUCAGGAGCUGAGGAGGCAGCUGUCCGAGCGGCAGCAUCAGCUGGCCGCCGCUGAGAGGCAAAACUCCACGGCGGCCCAGAAGGACUCUUUGGAAAGCGCAGAGCUCCGAUUCGUCCUCAGUGAAAAAGACGCCGUCAUCGACAGGCUCCUCCACUCUGGUCGGGACACGGAGCACGACGGGGAGCCAGAUUACGUGCUGGAGCUCAGACAAACCAUCCAAAUCAUGCAAGAGAAGUUGGCCGAGCGCGAAGCUGAGCUCUCCAGGAGGAACAGCGACGACAGCUCGGAAAACAUUCCAGUUUCCAAGAAGACCGUUGUCGUUCUCAAAAAAGAGCUGGCACAGAAAACGGAGGCUCUCAACAAAGCGCUGAAGAGAGAGAAUGAAUUGAAGAUGUCUUUGGCCGAGCUGCGAGCGUCGCUGGCCGAGCUGGAGGGCCGCGGCGAAGGCCAGGUUGCCAAUAUCGAGUCUCUGACCGCCACCCUCGAGACCAAAGAUGAAAUCAUCCACGUUCUCCAGCAGCGCCUCGGCCAGCAAGGCGAUCGGGUCAUGGAUCGAUCGCCAUCGGGGCUCCCGCAAAGAGAGAGCACCAUGAUUGGCGGAGACAGCCAGCAAGAAGUCCUUCCCACCCUGGUAGCUUUGCAGCAGGAACACGAAGCGCUCAACAAAGCUCUGAGGGCCGAGCAGCAGCUCUACUCCAGCCUGGUCAGGACUGUGAAGGAGCAGGACAGUGCCCAACGUCUUCACGCUCUGCAGCUGGAGCUGACGGCGGUGCAGCUCCUCAGGCAGCAGCUGGAGGACGGCGUCAAAGCCAACGAGGAGCUCAGGGACGACUUGGAGAGAGAGCUCGACAGAGCCAAAAUCAGAGAAGGCGUGAACGUAGUCGACCCCAACGAACUGGAGAGCGUGCGGCACCAGCUGGAAGAUGCCCAGCGCUGGAAUGCCUCUCUUCAGGCCCGUUUGGGGGCCAUCCAGAACCGCGGCGGUGGAGUGGGCGGCGCCAUUGACAGCCGGGACUCGCUGAGUUUCGUCGGGGACCAAACGUCUUACAUGAGCAUCUGCGUGGGUGAGGCCCAUGACGACAGUUCGCCGCAGGAGCUCAAGCAGAAGGUGCUGGAGCUGCAGGAGCGUGUCGGCAGGCUUCAGGCUCUAAACGUGGAGCUCCAGAACAGGUUGGCAGCACAGGAGAAGGCCGGCCAAGAUGCUUUCAACAAGGAGGACCGAAACCUGGCCAGCAGUCGUCCGUGGAAACAGCAGCCAGACAGCGCAAGCAUUACGGAGGCGCCGCCUGCAGCUCACCGGACGUGCUGCUAUCAAGACCAAGCGAGUCAGACAGACUUCCCACUCGUGCAGCUACUUGGGAAUGAGAGUGUGGACGGCGGCCUGGGCCAGAGCAGAGAGAAUGCUCAGUCUGCCUCCACCGCAGAGAGCCAUUCUGAAAAAAGUCUGGCUUCACCACUCCUGCACAUAAGAGAGGAAGUCGGCAGGCUCACGGCUGAAAACGUUCAUCUGCGAGGUCUGCUGAAGGAACAAAAGUCCAGCGAGCACAAGGAGAAGGAGAGCACAGACGCGUCGGGCGACAGCAGCGACGGGCAGACUGAAUUAAGAGGCGGUCGGGAAAGUUUGCAGGAGGGCGCACCCGCCACGGAGGAAGUGGCAACUCCGCAAGAUGGCAAGAUUCCAAAACACAAGGCCUGUCUCAAAUCUCGCCUGCCCGUUCCGAUGAGGCCGAGACCGGAAGCUUGCAGCGAAGCGGACGCGGUGCGGCGGCGACCCGACGCUGAGCAGCGAUCCGCUUCGAACUCCCCGGCGUCGUCGCAACCGAGCGCCGGCCCUUCUUCUUCCUUCGAACGUGCUCCCGAUAGCGGCUGUCCGUCCACGUACACCCCGGACGACACUCAGGGCCACGCUGGUCUCUUUAACCAGCUGGAGCUCCUCCACCAGGAGUGCCAGGAGAAGGAGGCCUUGAUCAACAAGCUGGGCGAGCAGCUGGCCGAUUGGGAGGAGCUCCGCGCGCAGCUCCAGGACAAGGAGCGUCUCAAUAGCCAGUACGCCGAGGCCUUGCGAGCCGCCGAGUCCACCAUUGCCUACCUGACCGCCUGCAGUCUGGGCGGCCAGGGUGGGUCCGGACAGGGAGCGGGCUCCGCUUGUAUGGGCUGCGAUGGCAACUGCCUGGAUUCACAGAGAGCGCUUCAGGAAAAGGAGGAGCUCAACAAGCAUCUUGCACGACUUUUGAACUUGGCAAGGAAGCACCUUUUGUUGGCAGACAGCCAGGGAAAGCAGGAGGAAAUCAAAGAUCUCUGUUUGAAGAUAGAGGCAGCCAACGCCUCCUCAGAUGAACCCAACCCAAGAGGGGUCUUUGGAGGACCCGAGGGUUCGGCGCACGACGACUCGUCUUCCGCAGAGACGGAACCUUUCCGAGAAAAUGAGCUGCGGGAUCAAGACGGGAAAAGCGGAAGUUCUGAUCCAACUUCAAGUCAGAAGAUGACCAAAGUUCUUGUGAAAUGCCUUAGCUCAGCGGAAUCCGCGAUUGCUUCUCUGGCUGCCGGCUGUACGAGCAGCGGCUCGUUCAGCGAGCCCGACCUGCAGCGCCACUUGGACAACCUUCAGCGAGCUCUACAAAACAGACAGCGACUGCGGCGCCCGACUCGGCCAAACGAGGAACUCCUCAAGUCGGACCUCCUUGGCAACCUGAAAAUUCUCUCCCGGGUCCUCGGUGAUCACUCGCAGAGGAUUUGCGAGCUGGAGGCCUCCCUGCAGGAGGAGCGCACCCGUAGGGAAGAGAGCGAGGCCCACGCCGUGCCGCCGGACACCAAGGGCUUAGCGCCUGGCGUUCAAGCUCAGCUAGAGACUCUCCACAAGGCGCUGAGGGAGAAGAAAAAAGCCUGCAAAAACCUGGAGGAGAAAUUGGCUCAGUCCACACCGAAUAACGCGGUGCAAAAAGCUGUGGAGCAGGAUGACAAAGGUGUGCAGGUGGAUUUGCAGGACCUGGGUUACGAAACCACGGCCAAGAGCGCCAACGAUAGGGAAGAGAGCAGUAGCUCAGACCUCGAGGUGGGCGUCAAAGCGAGCGGAAGCGCCGCUAGUCUCCCUUCGCUGCUGACUCGUGAGCAGGCGCACUUUUCCUCCACUGAAAAUCUGGACUCGGCCUCCAGCACACCGUACCCGAGUUCCCCCUCCUUGAGCUCGGCCAAGGUCAGCCUGAAAAGCCUUCAGACCUACGAAGACUACGGCCUCUCCGAGGACCCGCUACUGCUCCAGGCGCAGGUGCGAGAGUUGAAGGUCCAGUUGGAAAGACAAGCCAGACUCGCCCGCCAGAUGCAAAGGAACGCCGUUGACCCGGUGGGCGGCCACCGCUCCGACCAGCUGACCGAUCGGGACGGAACACAGAGCCGUCCCGCCAGGCCCGGUAGGGAGCAGACGCGUGACGGAGAGCCCCGGGCCACGAGCGGGGAAACCGAUGAGGCGGAAAGAAAGACAAGCGCCAAGGGGCGUAGCCGCUCCACAUCGCCUGCCAGCCUGGACUCCCUGGUGCAGUCGCAAGCCAGGGAGCUGUCGCAGCUCAGGCAGCAGCUCAAGGAGAGCCGGCGACUGGCGGGCCUUCAGCGCCGACAGACGGCCGAGCUGAGGAGGGCCUUCCAGGAGAUGCUCCGCGCCAGCCCGGCCGAAGGCUACAUGAACGAGGUGCUCAAGGAGCAGCUGGACAAGAGCCUGAGGAUUCUGGAUCGGCUGGAGGGACGCCUGGACAAAGGAGAGACGCAUCGUGAGAAUGAAGAUGUGGCGGCUCUGGAGCUUUCUCGCAGUGAACGGGGGCUGGCGGACAGCCCCGCCGGCCCGGUCCAGCAGGAGCUGGAAAAGCUGCGUGCGGAGCUGGAGGCUGAGAGACAUUGGCUGCGGAAACAUGUCGGUUGCCUGCUUGGGCAAAAUAUCGCAGUGACCGAGCGCGCCGGCGAGCGCUUAGACGCGUUGGCCAAAGAACUGCAGGAGAAGAAUUGCCUCAUCCAGAGCCUGCAGAGUCAGCUCCGAGUCCAGAGUCCCAACAGCCCCCACAGCGGAAGGUCCUCCAUUCACGGCAGGCUGCCCACGCAAGGAGAAGGAGCCGAGGUGGCGGACGCGUCCGGCGACCGACUUUUGCUCCUGCAGAGGGAGAACCAAGUGCUUCACCAGCGUCUGAGGGGCAGCGAGCAGCUCAACGUCAGCCUGCGCGGCGAGCUGGACCUGCAUCGUUCCGUCAUGGCCCAUCAUCAGGAACGCCACGAGGCGGUCGACUCGGCGGCAAACGCCUCCGCGGACACGCCGGCCGUCAAUUCAGACCUGCUGGCCGAGCACCUCGAGGAGAUCCGAGCUUUGAGGCGGCGCCUGGAGGAAAGCAUCUCCACCAACGACCGCCUGAGGGAGCAGCUUGAAAGGAGGCUCGCCGAGGUGGAGCAAGACCCAGCGGCCACCAACAUCUUCAUCCACGGCGGCGAGGAUCAAGCUCAGCUGGUCAACGAGCUUCGCUUCUUGCGGGGUCAGAACCAAGCGCUGAAGGAGCAGAUCAACCUGGAGUCCAAAGACAAACAACGGGAGGGCGAGCGACUGCGGGAGAGCCUGGCCAGACGCACGGCCAAGCUGGAGCAGAACAGGAAGGAGAGCGACCUCCUGAGGCAGGAGAACGUCAGGCUGCGGGAAAAGCUGGAGCUCGGCGCUCGAGAGAACGCCAGGCUGCAGGAAUCGCUGUGCGCUGGCGAGGACCAGCUGCGCAGUCUGCAGUGCGAGGUGAAGCUCCAGCGACAGCACGUGACCGACUCGCAGCGCCUCUUGCAGUCGCUGCGUGUAGAGCUGCAAGUUCGCGAGAAGAUGGAGACGGCGGAGCAGAGUCCAAGCGUCGGCGCGACCGAGGAUCCCGGCGGCGCGGCCGACCUGUCCGAGCUGCUCUCGGAGAUCCGCCACCUGCGAGUGCAGCUGGAGAGGAGCAUCCACACCAACGGCACCCUGCGACAGAGGCUGGAGGAGCAGCUGUGGCGAGGGCCCGGCCGCUCCGAAACCAUCAACAUCAACUACCUACUCUCCUCCACCGGUCAUCUGAGCCCAGAUGAAGGGAGCGCGUCGCCCGGUCGCCAAGGCGCCGACGCUCCGAUGCGCUGCGAGGUGGACGGCGAUGGCAGCACGGGGGGCAGCACGGGGGGCGGCGGCAGCAGCAGCAGCUCCGGCGAAAGCGUGACGGGCGCUCCCUCCCGCCUGGUGCCAGGGGACCGCCUGUGGGCCAACCGCAAUGGGCGCCACAUUUUGGCGCUAGUGGAGGACUACAGCGCCCUCCGCAGGCUCAUCUCGGAAGGACGCAAGCUGGCACGCGGCAUGGACGUCCAGCUGCGUCGCUGUCUCAACAAGAUGCCGGACGAGGAGAGCGUGAAGCAGCUGUCGGGCGACGUGAGCACGACGCAGCAGGUUCUGGACGAGGCCGCCCGCCUGCUCAAGUUGGUGUGGAGAGUCUCUCUGCCGCUAGGGGGCGCCAUGACGGCGGCUCACAACCAACAGGACGAUCUGAAGAGGGAGAUCUCGCGUCUGAAGAGUAGAUUGUCCCAACAGGACAGAAUGCUGAGCGGAGCUGUCAAACGCCUGCGCACCACCAACCAGCUCAAGGAGGGCAUGGAGAGGGUCAUCAUCGACCAGCUGUCGCUCACCCACGGCGUGUUAAAGAAAGCCCGUGGAAAUUUGGAGAGAACUCACUCUUACCUCCUUGGCCCACAAGGCCCGACUGGAGCGCAAGGAGGUACCUGUAAAUGGCCAAUAGCAGGAGUCGAAGUCUACUCCUCGGACGAGCUGUGAUCACGCUUCCUGGUCCUGUCCGGUUGUCACCUUAACCCAGUGUUUCCCAACUUUUUUUCAUUCACGCCACACCUUUUCAUUGGAAAGAAUCUCGAGGCACACCACCAACAAAAAUCUGUUAAGUGUUA
Syngnathus acus (greater pipefish) is the source of this 8440-nucleotide messenger RNA. RefSeq names its product CDK5 regulatory subunit associated protein 2 (gene cdk5rap2). The transcript has 51 exons. The coding region runs from base 390 to 8312 and encodes 2640 amino acids. Gene Ontology annotation, cellular component: microtubule organizing center. The record is from RefSeq and is a predicted model, not a curated record. NCBI's taxonomy places the organism in Eukaryota, Metazoa, Chordata, Actinopteri, Syngnathiformes, Syngnathidae.